Penicillium soppii is the source of this 255-nucleotide messenger RNA. RefSeq lists its product as uncharacterized. The record is from RefSeq and is a predicted model, not a curated record. NCBI's taxonomy places the organism in Eukaryota, Fungi, Ascomycota, Eurotiomycetes, Eurotiales, Aspergillaceae. The transcript has a single exon. Bases 1 to 255 code for a protein of 84 amino acids.
AUGACUGGAACCAACGAUCAAGAAGUUGACCAGGUCAACCUUAAUAUGGAUGGCCUUUUAGGACAUCGGGCUCCAAUUCUGAAAGAAGCUGUUUGUGGGGAGAGCAUGGAAUGUCCUGUGCAGACAUUCAGCGAAUGGACCAUGGAUUAUACCUUUGAUCUUGACGGCGCACUUCCUGCGGAGAAACCGAGACGAGAUGGAAGCUUGUUGGGAAUGGUAGUGGCGAUGAAAUUAUUUGUGCAAAUGUUCGAUUGA